This is a messenger RNA of Hippocampus comes (tiger tail seahorse), 2671 nucleotides long. Its product is annotated as aquaporin-3-like. Gene Ontology annotation, cellular component: plasma membrane; basolateral plasma membrane. The coding region runs from base 632 to 1528 and encodes 298 amino acids. The record is from RefSeq and is a predicted model, not a curated record. Gene Ontology annotation, biological process: water transport; glycerol transmembrane transport. The transcript has 6 exons. NCBI's taxonomy places the organism in Eukaryota, Metazoa, Chordata, Actinopteri, Syngnathiformes, Syngnathidae. Gene Ontology annotation, molecular function: glycerol channel activity; urea transmembrane transporter activity; water channel activity.
UUUUAAAUGCACAACACUUGACUCCCUUUGUUUUAGGUUUAAAUUGACCUACUUGACGAAUAUAUUCUCUGCUGGCAUUGAACUGUUGGGACUCCAGUUGACAAAUAAAGUAAACGUGCGCGGUAGUAAAUGAGUUAAGAAUGUCAAAAAAUGACUUGAAACAUUGCCCUGUAACCAGAUACAAAAACAGAUUUCUAAUCUACACAACAAGCAUAUCUUCGCACACGGGGUCAUUAAGAUUAUACAUUCACUAACCAAAUAAACAAUAAUAGUAAAACCGUCAUAAAACGUGUCUAAGGUCACCAGAAGCUGAAAUGCAUUUAACCGUGGUGGAAAACCCCCUAAAACAUUUCAAUGUUCUGAGUGGGAUAAACGUCUAUUAGUCUGUCCUUUCAUUAGUUGGCCUCAUGACCGAUUUUUUUUUUUUUUUUUAAUUAUUGCGGUUGUCAUCAUUGAUGACUGCUGCCAGGCAGAUGCAGCUUACGCUCAAUAAACACAUAAACAUACCGGUAGUCAACCAUUAAUGGAGCGAGUGCUUUGCAUAUGCACAAUGAGUCCUCAUGUUGACUGGCGACAUAUCGCCUGAUGCACUUUUCGCAGCGUUAAACCGGCAGUUAGCGCCGCUUGAAUUAUGGGCAGACAAAAGGACGCUCUGCGGAAACUGGACGGGACCUUCCGGACCAGACACCGACUCCUUCGCCAAGGCCUGGCCGAAUGCCUCGGGACGCUAAUCCUGGUGACCUUUUCUUGUGGCGGGGUGGCACAGUGGAUACUGAGUGCCGGUUCCCACGGGACAUUCCUCUCUGUCAACUUUGCGGUAGGAGGCGGCGUUGCGCUGGGCGUCCUGGUCAGCGGCCCUAUCUCGGGUGGCCAUCUGAACCCUGCUGUGACCUUUGCAUUAUGUUUGCUUGGCCGGGAGCCCUGGAGGAAGUUGCCGUGGUUCUUCUUUUUCCAGACAUUGGGCGCGUUCCUGGCUGCUGGCAUCAUAUAUUGUCUUUACUUGGAUGCUAUACGGGAAUUUGGCCACGGGGAGUUGCUCGUGGUCGGAAAGAAUGCCACCGCUGGGAUUUUUGCCACAUAUCCUUCGAAACAUCUCUCAGUGCUCAAUGGAUUUAUGGACCAGGUUAUCGGAACAGCAGCACUGGUUAUAGGUGUCCUCGCCAUCAUAGACCCUCACAAUAAUUCAGUCCUGCCUGGGCGGGAAGCUUUCCCUGUGGGCUUGGUGGUAACCGUCAUCGGCCUGACCAUGGGAUUCAAUGCUGGCUACGCCAUCAACCCCGCCCGGGACCUUGGACCUCGCCUUUUCACUGCCGUAGCAGGAUGGGGACUCGAGGUUUUCACAGUGAACGCCUAUUGGUCUGUUGUGCCCAUCACUGCCCCGUUUGUGGGUGCCAUAGUGGCAGUGAUGGUGUACCAGCUAAUGGUCGGAUGGCAUCACAGCAAAGAUGAGCCAGAGAGGAAUCGAGAAGGGCGCGAGGGGGAACAACUCAAACUGGCCAGUGUUUCAGCCAAUGAAGAAGACGCUUGAAUUGUAGGUCCAUGUAAUGGUGUCAGAGAUAACAACAUUUUCUGUAUGUUUUUGUUUUUUUUGUCUUCUUCAAAUGCCACGUUUGACUGGUAUGUCUACAGCUAACUGGUUUUGGCAAAUUUAGGUUUUUUGGUUUUAGCAGUGUCUUGGUUUUUGAUCAGUACAGGUAAAUUUGUUUUGGUGUGUCAUGGAUCAAGUCCAUUUAGACAAGAAGUACACACUGUAAUCAACGGCAGCAAUUUAUUAGCCACAACGCUAAUCCCUGUGGUGUCACAUAAACAAGAUAAUGGCGAUUAACCUGGCUACAGAUGGGCCAAUUUUGCUUUGUGCACGGGAGAAAACAUAUUUAGCAGGAACAAAGGUGAUCCAUUACUUCCACUGGGAAAAUAGCCAGAUGGUGGGGAAAACUGACUGAUUCAAACAUGACAACACAAGAAAUCAUGACUGGAAGUUCUGCUAGUGACAUCUUAUUACCCAACAUGAGCAAAGGUUGCUUGUAACCUUAUGUGCAUCUGGUUUCAACUACAAAGUACUUAGCUUAGGCUAUUCUAGUUUUAGACAUCUCCUCCAUCCACAUUACAGUAAAAGGCAACACAUUAGCAAGAAAGCCCUGCUUUCUCAGAGAUCAACCCCACAAGGAGCCUUGCCCGUCUUGUGAACGUCUACUAACCGUUAGGCCAGUUGUGAAUCCCGGUGGAAAUACAAUUUGCGAAUCAGAGUGGGUUUACUGUACCAUUUUUAACAGACUAUUAGCUAAACACUCAGUCAGUAGCAUGCAAAUUGUGACAUUUGCCACCUUACAAAUCCUCUCCAAAAUGUUCAGAGAACAGCAGGUGGCUGUUGGUAAGCGUGACGCUUGAUCUUUUAUUUGACAAAGCGCAGAGGGCAACGAAAGGUCUCAAUUGUUUGCUUGGAAAAAUGCUGGAAUGACAAGAAAAGCCUCCUUCGGAGCAGCCAGUGACGAGAAGUGACAUUUGUCAGUGUCUGGAGAAGAGGAUCAGUCUGUCUGGGUGUUACAAAGGUUUAAACUUCACAGAGUGAUGUUUGACAUUUGGACUUCCUCUCUGGUGUGACCUUUUGCGGUCAUAUCGGUUGUCAAUCGAAAGUGGUUUCUCACAAAAAUUUGAAUAAAAGCUGCAGUUU